UCGGCCGGUCCGGCGUCUGGCCCGGGCGCCGGACCUGCAGCUGCGGCCUUGACGGUUGACGGCGCACUGACCGAGCUACUGCUAGCGACACAAUCGCUGUUCCAGGUCCAAAUGAAUUCAACAGGGUAGACUACGAUGCAAAACUAGGUCUCACACCAAGCUAGACGCGCACAAGUUUCCCCUUUGUGAAAAGCUAAUUAGGCGUGUCAAAGUCAACAACAACUACUACCAGUAGUUCUUGUUCAGGGUCAAGUUACGCCGGAAAAACUGCCUGAUUUGACGAGGUCCGGUCGCGACUCCAACGGAUCGGAUCGGGACUCUUAGCAGAUUCGAGUGACCUGCACUGCCCGCACUCCAUUAUUCCCACGCGGGCCCCACGAGCUGGUGGCUCGGCUUGGAUGGGACAUGCCGCGGGAGCCGGAAGGCAGAGCAGCCGCCUGUGACUCGCUCGCUAGGAUUCCCUCGCUCACUGGCAGUCUGGAUAGCUAGGACGCGCCACGGCGGCAUACGAUCCAGCUCGGCCGAUGGGGCCUCGCGCUUGGAGCUACGUGGAUCUCGGCACCGGUCGCGGGUUCGUGGUCCGUGAGCCUGACCGCCGGAGCUAGCCAUCGUCCAUGGCUCCAUGCGCGCCCUUGUGACUCCUCCCGCCGAUCUAGAUCGUGCCCGGGAAUGAUUGCUUCAUGUAGCUCCUCGUGAGAAACCUACUGAAAUAUCUGAUCAUUGGCUGGGGUGGUUAACUGUACUUCACAUGACUUCAUGAAGGAAUGGAGGAGGACUCACAGGGCGGCGACCCUGCUGGAUCCCGUGGUGGUGGAAGCGGCGCCGGACUCCCUGGACGCGCUCAUGGCGGAGAUGGGCGCCAUGCUGGCGUCCUACGACGGCCAGCUCGACAUGGAGGCCGUGGCGAUCAAGAUGAUGGCCAUGCUGUUGAAGAUGGACCGGAAGGUAAAGUCAUCAAGGGUCCGGGCGCUGUUCAACCGGCACCUGGCCUCGCUGGGCGUCCCCAAGAGCGUGCACUGCCUCACGCUGCGCCUGGCCGAGGAGUUCGCGGUGAACUCGGCGGCGCGCUCCCCGGUGCCGCCGCCGGAGCACGCGCCCCGCCUCACCGACGCCUCGUGCCUCCACGUCGCGCUCGUCACCGACAACGUGCUCGCGGCCGCCGUGGCGGUGGCCUCCGCGGCGCGGAGCGCCGCCGACCCGGGCAGGCUGGUGUUCCACGUCGUCACGGACAAGAAGAGCUACGUGCCGAUGCACUCGUGGUUCGCGCUGCACCCGGCGUCGCCCGCCGUCGUCGAGGUCAGGGGCCUUCACCAGUUCGACUGGCGCGACGGCGUCGUCAUCGCCUCGGUCAUGAGGACGGUCGAGGAGGUGCAGAGGAGCUCGCUGGACUAUCACCGGUGUGGCGGGUCAGCGGAGAGGGAGCACAGACGGCUCGAGGCGUCCAAGCCGAGCACGUUCUCGCUCCUGAACUAUCUCAAGAUCCAUCUCCCAGAGUUCUUCCCUGAGCUUGGGCGGGUGAUGCUCCUCGACGACGACGUCGUGGUGCGCAAGGACUUGACCGGGCUGUGGGAGCAGGACCUCGACGGGAACAUCAUCGGCGCGGUCGGCGCUCACGAAGGUGGCGGCGUCUGCAUCGACAAGACCUUCGGCGAUCACCUGAAUUUCUCGGACCCUGCCGUGUCGGGCCUCCUCAGCUCGCAAUGCGCCUGGUCGUGGGGCGUCAGCAUCAUCGACCUCGACGCGUGGCGACGAACAAACGUUACCGAGACGUACCAGCUCUGGCUAGAAAAGAACCGGGAGUCGGGCUUCAGGCUGUGGCAGAUGGCCUCGCUGCCGCCGGCUCUGAUCGCGUUCGACGGGCGCGUGCAGGCGAUCGAGCCGCUGUGGCAUCUGCCGGGCCUCGGCUGGCGCGUGCCGGACCCCGAGCUGGCGCGGCUCUCCGCCGUCCUGCACUUCAGCGGGCCGCGGAAGCCGUGGCUGGAGGUCGCGUUCCCGGAGCUGCGGCAGCUGUGGCUCGGCCACCUGAACGCGUCGGACAGUUUCCUACAGGGAUGUGGUGUGGUCGAAUGGCAGUAAAUGGGGGCAGCAGGAAUCGAGCUGGGAGGAAAAACAAGUACAGUAAUUUGGUUCAGGAUUACCGGUGCAGAGCUGGGGGUUCUGGGAGAGGGAAGUAGGUGUUGCCUGCAGUCUCUCCUCACCUUCAGGUUCUGCAGUCUGCACACGAUGGGCAUAUUCUAGUCAGUUCAGUGUGACACUAGAACUGCUUGAUGUAUAGAUACUGAAUUACUGAUGAAGGGGGGCAUUUAUUCGGACCACAGAGUAAACUUCACAAAACUUUCAGAGAAACCGUACUGUAGGGUUCAUCUUCAACUAUAAGAUGUACAUGGUUAUUUAAAUAUUUAUAAUUGAUAUU
This is a messenger RNA of Panicum hallii, 2413 nucleotides long. Its product is annotated as probable galacturonosyltransferase 15. The transcript has 5 exons. Gene Ontology annotation, molecular function: polygalacturonate 4-alpha-galacturonosyltransferase activity. Bases 757 to 2076 code for a protein of 439 amino acids. The record is from RefSeq and is a predicted model, not a curated record. Lineage: Eukaryota; Viridiplantae; Streptophyta; Magnoliopsida; Poales; Poaceae.